AAUGAAUAUGCAGCGAUACCUGCUAACUUCAUUUCUUAGCAUACUUUCAUUUCCGGUUUACACUUCCAAAACACUUGUUGAGACAACUUCCGGUUUCGUGCGCGGUUUCACUAAAGAGGUCGACGGAACGACAGUUUAUACGUACUUAGGCAUUCCUUUUGCCCAGCCUCCUCUCGGGGAACUUAGGUUUCGCCGGCCGGUACCGAUAGAAAAAUGGACGGACGUUUACAAUGCCACGUCACUUGGGAACUCUUGUUUUCAGAGCCCCUUAGAGUAUUUUAAGGGUAAAAAAGGUGAAGCAUCCGAAGAAAUGUGGAAUCCAAAUACCAAUAUGAGUGAGGACUGUUUACAUUUGAAUAUUUGGGUACCGGAAGUGUCUGCGAAUACGAAACUAACGACUAUGAUUUGGAUUUAUGGAGGUGGUUUCAUAGCAGGAUCACCAACAUUGGAUUUAUACGAUGGUGCAUUGUUGGCAAGUUCACAACAAGUUAUAGUGAUAUCAAUCAAUUAUAGAUUAGGUCCUCUUGGAUUUCUAUAUUUAGGCACCGAAAAUGCCCCCGGAAAUAUGGGAUUACUAGAUCAACAAUUAGCCUUGCUAUGGAUUCAUUCAAAUAUUCAACGCUUUGGAGGUUCUCGGGAUGAUGUAACGUUGUUUGGGGAGAGCGCAGGCGCUGUGAGUGUAAGUUACCACAUUAUGGCAAACAAGUCUCAAAAUCUUUUCAAUAACGCCAUUUUGCAGAGUGCUUCCGCUCUUGCGCACUGGGCAUACAAUGAUCCGGAAGUAGCUUUUAAAUAUGCUGUCAAAUUGGCAGAGGCAUUUGAUUGUGAGUCUAAUGAUAAAAGUUCAAUCAUUGAGUGCUUGAAGACAAAAGACGCAAGCAAAUUUUUUACAAAAAUAUGGACCCUACCUCUCACAGCAGUGACGUUUAAUUUUGUUCCAACUUUAGACAAUUAUUUUAUCUUUGAAACACCUUCUGAUUUCUUUAGUUCAGGGAGUUUGCCCGCGAAGAGGAUAUUAUUAGGUGUAAAUAGGAACGAGGCAAUGUAUUUUUUGUUUUAUAGUUUAUAUAAUGUUAUUGUGACAAACUGGCCAAAUAAUACUCUGGUGAGAACAGAUUAUCUGAACAAUUUACCAGAAUGUGUUUCGCAAAAUGGCAUACAUAAAUUGGACAGUGUAAAAGAUAAACUCAUAAUAGAUGCCAUUUUGUAUCGAUAUGAGAGCCAUCUACUUCCGGGUGAUAAGAAGGACUAUAUGAUGCUUCUUGAUGAUAUAACUGGAGAUUUUGCUUUCAAGUGUCCAACCAUCAGUCUAGGUCAGAAGUACGCCCAGUCUAAUGGCAUGUCCGCUGGUGUGUACAUGUACGAGUUCAACCACCGUCCCUCCGUCAGUUCGUGGCCGGAGUGGUCCGGGGUCCUCCAUGGUGACGAGAUCGAAUUCAUUUUUGGGGUUCCUCUGAGAAAAGGGACCAGGUAUUCAGCAAAUGAACAAUCUCUCAGCCAGGAUAUGAUGCAGUACUGGACCAAAUUCGCCAAAACAGGACGUCCUUCCAGUGAUUGGCCGCCCUAUUCCUUUGAAAACGAGGCAUACCGGAAGUUUUCAACGGAUGUUGGACCGUAUGACAGUGUCUACGACAAAGGGCUCAAACACAGUCACUGCCAAUUCUGGAACGAUUACAUUCCGAAACUUCAGGAAUACCUUAAGCAAGAAGAAGUCAGGUGUGAAAGUGCCGUCAACAUUGGACACCGGAACUCAACAAACUUUAUCACGCAUGCGCUGAUUGCAGUUAUUGUAAUCUGCACUAGUAUAUUAGUUAUUCUUAGGUAGGAAUUGAAAGAAAUUCUGUGUACAGGCAAUAGCACUCAGGACGUAAAUCUUUAAAAUACAUAUACACGUAUGCAUGUAUUAAAAUCAAUUUUGCUUUUUUGAACAUACUUUUUUUAAUGUUAUUUAUCCAGAGGCCUAUCGAAAGAUUUUCAGCUUUAACACAUGCUCUUAUUUAUUAUGUUUUACACAAUGGAUCAUUCCAAACAAAAAAUGAACUAUGUAAGAAACUGAAAAGUGCUACAUUAAAUGAAAGGGAACUAACUUAUUAAUAAAUAAAAAUACAAUGUAUAGGAAGACCAAGGAGAUCAUAUAUUGUCAAUGGGUAACUCAGUAUAAAAAUUGAUUUGGUUUAUUAUUCACACUAACGAGUUAACAAUUGUAAUGAAAUAUUUUUGUUUUGUUUUGUUCGUUUGAAAUUGUGAACAUUUUUUGAUGAUGAACCAGUAAGUCAUAAGAAAUGCAUAUUCUGAUAAACAUUCCUAGGAAUUUGAGAUUCUUUUUUCCCAUUAUGAACACUACUCGUAAGAAUGUUUUGUAAGUUACAUUUAGACAUGUAUGACUUGGAUAACCUUACUGUAAUUAAGUAUAUGAUUUACGAGAUCUUGUUAUUUUGUCUGGAUUUUUUAGAUUAUUUGCUCCAAUAUUCAACCGUUUUAUUUUAAGACCGGGGAACAUAAUCUGGCAAGAUCAGAAAAAUUACGCCUUGUGUCUUUGUCUUCCAUUACAGUCUAAACGUGAC
Messenger RNA from Saccostrea echinata, 2564 nucleotides. RefSeq names its product acetylcholinesterase-like. Gene Ontology annotation, biological process: acetylcholine catabolic process; choline metabolic process. Lineage: Eukaryota; Metazoa; Mollusca; Bivalvia; Ostreida; Ostreidae. Bases 2 to 1825 code for a protein of 607 amino acids. Gene Ontology annotation, molecular function: acetylcholinesterase activity. Gene Ontology annotation, cellular component: plasma membrane. The transcript has 4 exons. The record is from RefSeq and is a predicted model, not a curated record.